Molecule: messenger RNA, 228 nt
Organism: Ilex paraguariensis (yerba mate)
Lineage: Eukaryota; Viridiplantae; Streptophyta; Magnoliopsida; Aquifoliales; Aquifoliaceae
Source: the annotation of a GenBank genome assembly
AUGGAACAACAAAACACGACCAACAGUCCUCUUAGGGAUCUAGACGAGUUCUAUGCAGAUGAACGCAGUCAUUUCAUACCUUUGUGUUCGCUGGUGACUUCCACUAGUAUUUGUAUUUCGUCGAUUGUGAGAAUAGAUGCGUUGCAAGGCAAGGUUUUUGAACUUGAGGAGAGGGGUCACCUUUUGGAAAAGGGGAAUGCUGCUGGGAAGUUGAAGUCUCCGGGCUAG